AUGCUUACUUUGUGGAAUUCCAUUCCCAGCUCAGUUGCCACGAUCUUUGAGACCUGGUAUGGUAAAGAUUUCCCAUAUCCUGUUGGUAAAACGCCAACACAGUCAUCACCCCUCAUAAUUGCAUCCACCCGACCGCAACACACAAAUCGACGACAGUCCACUCCACCACCACACACAAAACAACGACAGUACACCCCAUCACCACCCACAGAACAACGACAGUCCACCCCACCACCACACACAAAACGACAAUCCACCCCACCACCACACACAAAACGACAGUCCACCCCACCACCACCCACAGAACGACAGUCCACCACACACAAAACAACGACAGUCCACCCCACCACCACCCACAGAACGACAGUCCACCCCACCACCACCCACAGAGCAACGACAGUCCACCCCACCGCCACACACAAAACGAUAGUCCACCCCACCACCACCCACAGAACAACGAUAGUCCACCCCACCACCACCCACAGAACAACGAUAUUCCACCCCACCCCAUACACAUACAAAACGAAGACAGUCCAUCCAUCAUUAUGCAAAAACAGCAACAACCCUCCUCACCUAGACACACUACAGCCCUCUUCUCCACCACACACAAAACGGGAAGAACCCACCCCACCACCACCACACAACGACGACAGCCUACUCCACCUCCACACACAACGACAGCCUACUCCAACUCCACGCACAGCGACGACAGCUUACCCCACCUCCACACACAAUGACGACAGCUUACCCCACCUCCACACACAACGACGACAGCCUACUCCACCUCCACCCACAACGACGACAGCCUACUCCACCUCCACCCAUAACGACGACAGCCUACCCCAUCUCCACGCACAGCGACGACAGCUUACCCCACCUCCACACACAAUGACGACAGCUUACCCCACCUCCACACACAACGACGACAGUCUACUCCACCUCCACCCAUAA
Messenger RNA from Ostrea edulis (European flat oyster), 951 nucleotides. RefSeq names its product soluble scavenger receptor cysteine-rich domain-containing protein SSC5D-like. The record is from RefSeq and is a predicted model, not a curated record. Lineage: Eukaryota; Metazoa; Mollusca; Bivalvia; Ostreida; Ostreidae. The coding region runs from base 1 to 951 and encodes 316 amino acids. The transcript is spliced from 2 exons.